AUGCCGCCAUUCACCCCAAAACAUGCUGGCGAUAAAUCAGUCACCAAGGAAGCUCCGAAGGAUAAAAUGAUCUCCGAAGCGGGUUAUAUGGAGCUAAUGAAAAACGGCUCAAGGUGGAAUUCACGGGCGAUCAAUGAGAGAAAGCGCCGUCUGCCGUUCUUUGAUCAAGAGACUUCGAAAGCUCACGACGCCUGGGCCGGUCUACAUCGAACUCCUUACCAUCGAUACCCUAGCGACAACCCUGAACAUGUUAUUCGCUACAAGCAGCUGCGCUGGAAGCAGAAGGCUUCCGCUCCUCCUUCGGACAAAGCCCUCUACGCCCUUUUUGUACGCCAAAAUCCGGCGAUUGCUGAUGCAGCAGCCAAGCAAGGAAAUUCCGAGCUUACCGAGCUUGUUCCUGCUAACGACAACUCGAUGGAUGCUUUCGUGGCUCAAGAAUUGGCCGGAAUUCCGCCGCCUUCUGUUCCGACCGGAAAACGGAAAUACGACGACUUCGUGGGCGAGGACGACGAGCUGUACAACUUUUCGGAUAGCGGCUCGGACAAUGAGGACUGGGCGGCCAAGCGUCGCGGCCGCAAGUCAAAGCCGUCGACGAUGAAGGAAAAACGGAAGUACAAAAGCAAACCGGGUCUGAUCCACCACCGCGCUUUCUGGCACGGACUCUUCCCGCCUCCAAAUGCUCCACCACCAAUGAAACUUUUCUCCCCCAACGUCGACGUCUCCACCGAAUGCGAUUUCUGCAACGGGGACCGCUUCAAGAACGGCGAGGGCAAGGCCGAGGAGCUGGUGUCGUGCCAUGAUUGUGGGCGUUCAGGCCAUCCAACGUGCCUGAAAUUUACGAACAACAUGCAAAUGUCGACGACCAAAUUUGGUUGGCAAUGCAUCGAGUGUAAGAGUUGCGCAAUUUGCGGGACCUCGGAGAAUGACGACAAGCUGCUGUUCUGUGACGAUUGCGAUCGCGGGUUCCAUCUGUACUGCUUGCGGCCGCCUUUGGAGUCGGCACCGGAAGGGGAGUGGUCGUGCCAUAUGUGCCAACGAGCUUUCGGGCCAAGCGCCAGCGCUCCGGGAGCACCGCCAACAGCCCCGGUCUUCUUCCCGCCGAUGGGCAUGCCGGGCGGUGUGCCAAUGCCACCAAUACAACCUGUGCCGCCUGCCCGAGCGCCGUCAUCCGAGAAAACAUCUAAGAAA
This is a messenger RNA of Mesorhabditis spiculigera, 1188 nucleotides long. The record is from the annotation of a GenBank genome assembly. NCBI's taxonomy places the organism in Eukaryota, Metazoa, Nematoda, Chromadorea, Rhabditida, Rhabditidae.